CAUGAAUCACUACGAGAAAAUUAAAUCCCGGUUGCAAGUGAGGUUAUGUAUACCCAACCUCAAUAAACUCAUUUCCUUUCUAAAAAUACCUAGUUGAUCAAUGAUUUAAUUGGUAAACUUCCAAUUAUGUGAAAAGACUGAAAUUUGUAAGAUCGACUAUGGCUGUAUUAGGUGCACAAUUAGUCAUUACACUUGUAAUGAUAAGUGUAAUACAAAAAUUAGGACCUCAUUUUUCACUAGGAAGAUGGCUUUUAUGUUCUACUGGACUAAUUAGAUACUUGUACCCCACAGAUUCCGAGCUGAAGCAAUUAGCUAAUAUAAAAAAAGAAAAACCAAAACCUAGAAAGAAUAAAUUGCAAACCAAUGGUAAAGUGUAUGGUGAUACUUUUCACAUACCUCGAAAUUUAGAUGUCCAGUUAGAAACUGCAAAAGUCACACAUUUGGAUGUUGUACACUUACGAUAUUUUACUGAAUAUCAAUGGCUAGUAGAUUUUGCUCUCUAUACAUUAAUAGUUUAUUCUCUUACAGAGGUGUAUCAGAAUUGGUUUCCUUUAAAAAAUGAAAUCAACUUGAGUAUGCUAUGGUGCGGAGUAGUUAUCCUUUUUUCAUUUAAAUUGUUGAUGUCCCUUACCAUACAGUAUUUUAAAGGAGAGGAGUCUGUAGGUGAAAGAUCAACAUGUAUUGUAAUGGGAUUUACUUAUCUCCUAAUUUCCAUGAUAAUUUUAAUAGUAGAUGAGAAAAAUUUGGAGCUUGGAUUAGAAAAUGCUUAUAAGAGUUUUAAUGAAACGGCUUCUUCUUUUCUCAGUAGUCAAGGAUUGAGUUCAACAGGACCAGCUUCGAAAAUUGUGUUGAAAUUUUUCCUUGCUUUAUGGUGUGGAAUAUUAGGAGCUGUCCUCACUUUUCCGGGGCUUAGGAUUGCUAAGAUGCAUUGGGAUUUACUGAAAUAUUUUAGAGAGAGUAAAACAAUUCAGAUUUUAUUAAAUUUAAGUUUUGCUAUGCCUUUUCUUCUUGUCGUGUUAUGGAUCAAACCAGUUGCAAGAGAUUAUUUGACUGUUCGAGUUUUUUCAGGAAGAGAAAAACCAUUGUUGACUGAUGAAGCGUUUGAUACUUUUCGUGUUUUGGCUAUUGUAAUAGCUAUGUGCAUAAAAAUAAUACUUAUGCCUUGGUACCUUCAAGCCUAUUUAGAUAUGGCAUAUCAUAGGACUGAGGAGCAGAAAAAAGAAGCUGGAAGAAUCACAAAUAUCGAUUAUCAGAAAAAGAUUAGUGCUGUUUUUUACUAUUUAUGUGUAGUAACAGUACAGUAUGUAUCACCAAUUAUUAUGGUGUUGUUUUUCACUUUCAUGUAUAAAACUCUUGGAGAGUAUAAAUGGUUAGGGAUUUUGGAUACAGGAGAAUGCUCCCUCAAUGAUGCUCCUCUAAACAAAAUCAUGGAAUCUUUAGGUACUCCAAGUACCCAAGGGGGAACACUUGCAGAUACUGCUGCUGAUGUUCAUUUAGCUAUUGAAAAUCUCAAAUCGGUGUUUACUGUUGAUGUGUUCAGAGGUCUUUUUGGCUUUUCAACAUGGUGGUGUUGUUUUGUGUAUUUUGCUUCUACUUCAGUUGGUUUAGUUUACCAAUCUUAUUUCUCUGGAAUAUGAACUUCCUAUAUUCCUUUAUUUACUCUGAGAGUAAUAUUAUUUUGUACAUGAAUUCAUUUUAUGUAAUUCAAAAAUGGAAUGAACAUUUUAUUUAUUAAAAGAAAAUAGUCAUAACAAAUUUGAUGUCAUAUUCUUGAAUAAACAAGAAAUUUGAUUUGAUCAGUUGAAUAAUGAACGUUUCAAUAACAUGAUUUAUUACAGAAAAGUAGAUUUAUUAUUAUAUUGGAAUAUCAUAUGUGUGGAAUGUUAGAUUUUAGAGAAUGGAAUGUUUUCAAGGUUUCUCCAAUAAAAAAUUUUGUUCAAAUAAGAUUCCUUAUAAACAUAUAGUUUGAACUGCAAAAUUAACAGAAGAUAAUACAAUGAUACUAUAUGCAAAUAAUAAUUUAUUUUUAUUUCACUUCUAUAAAGGUAUAUUAUAGAGAGGACUCCAAUUUUCAGAAAUAUAAGUUCAUUAACUUUUGUAGGAAGUUUUUCUUCCUCUAAUGACCAUUUGAUUUGUUUCCAUAUUUUGUUUUAUUCAAUAAAAUAAUUGAAUGUUA
This is a messenger RNA of Harmonia axyridis, 2176 nucleotides long. It is a transcript of the gene emei, whose product is annotated as transmembrane protein 161B. Bases 159 to 1637 code for a protein of 492 amino acids. The record is from RefSeq and is a predicted model, not a curated record. NCBI's taxonomy places the organism in Eukaryota, Metazoa, Arthropoda, Insecta, Coleoptera, Coccinellidae. The transcript has 9 exons.